Messenger RNA from Eutrema salsugineum, 1128 nucleotides. RefSeq names its product F-box/WD-40 repeat-containing protein 1. NCBI's taxonomy places the organism in Eukaryota, Viridiplantae, Streptophyta, Magnoliopsida, Brassicales, Brassicaceae. Gene Ontology annotation, molecular function: protein binding. The record is from RefSeq and is a predicted model, not a curated record.
AUGAAUAAGAAGAAAGUGGCCAUGGAUUCAAAAGAGUGGUCAUUGUUGCCUUUCGAGUUAUGUGAGGAAAUACUUUGUAGAGUUCCAACAAAAUCUCUUGUACGAUUCAAGUUAACAUGCAAAAGAUGGCUCGCUCUCUUCAUUGACAAGAGAUUCAUCAACAAGCAUGUGCCUCUUAUCCAGGAGGAAUAACUCAUACAUGAUCACAAGGUUAAGAUCAUCAAUCCCAUGAGCGGAGCUUGCUCAUCUUUAUCACUUCCAGACGAGUUUCAAGCUAAACCUCAGAUUCUUGCUAUGAUUCACUGCGACGAUUUAUUGUUAUGCAUCUUAGAAUCGUCUAUCGCAGUUUGGAACCCAUGUUUCAACCAAGUUAGAUAGAUCAAUCCCGAGAGUACUGAUCAUUUGAUUAAUUGUUUCUUUGGCAUUGGAUACAACAUUUUAUCUAGGGAUGGCUACAAGAUCGUGAUACUUUCCAGUAAACACAGAUAUCACUAUUCCAUCUACAAACUCAACUCCAACUCUUGGAAAAGUUUUAAAGUUUCUUUGGAUUGGCAUGAGGUUUGGCGUUGUAGAGUUGUGUCACUCAAAGGAUACAUGUAUUGGAUUGCUAAAUAUUGGAAUAGUAAAUCCAAAUACUUCAUCCAUAGUUUUAACUUCUUUAAGGAGUCAUUCGAGCCCUUGUGCUCUCUUCCAUUGGACUAUGGUGCAUGUGAUGAUGUUGUAGCUUUAUCAGCUUUUAGAGGAGAUAAACUUUCUUUGUUGCGCCAAAAGCUAAACAAUAGCAAGCUCAAAGUGUGGGUUACAAACAAGGUUAUCAAGAACGGAGUGGACAUCUCGUGGACCAAGGUGUUUGAUGUGAAGCCCGAUCUCCCGGUCAUACUGGGUGUUUUUGAUGAUAAUCUUGCAAAUCCGAUGCAUUUUAUUGAUAAGAAUAACAGGAUUGUGUUAGGUUGUGAGGAAGUAUUAGCAGAUGAAAAGAACGUGAGUGGCAACAUCUAUCUUAUUGGCGAGGGUGAGAUCACAAAACAAGAGAUAAAACGACAUGGACUAGGUUUUAGCUGGCCUUUUAUCUUUGGCUAUGGAUACUUUCCAAGUCUUGUUCGGGCUCUAACAUUAGAAACCGAAUGA